CCCAUUUGUUCACUUCAAAAUUGAGGGCACAUGGAUCCCUCUCAUUCAAGAGUUGUUAACAUAAACACUGAUCAAUUAUUCUCUCCCUCAGUUGGCAAGAAGUCUCCAAAUUUUCUUUCCUCCAUCGGUGCUCAUGAAUUCUUAUCAAUUGAGACAUGGAAAGCUGCUUUAACAGAGUUAAUAGCAACAGCCUUACUUAUGUUCACUCUAAUAAGUUCAAUUGUUGCAUGUUUGGACUCAUCACACAAUCCUCAACUUAUAAUUCCCUUUGUAGUCUUCAUCAUAGCCUUCUUAUUCCUAAACGUCACUGUUCCAUUAACUGGUGGUCACAUGAGUCCUGUUUUCUCAUUCAUAGCUGCUCUAAAAGGUGUUGUCACUCUUUCUCGUGCACUUCUUUAUGUCUUAGCACAAUGCAUUGGCUCAAUAAUUGGUUUCUUUAUACUCAAGUGUGUAAUGGACCCCAAAUUAAUAGAUAUCUACUCCUUAGGAGGUUGUGCCCUUGGUGACAAAGAAAAGAAUCCUAAUAUAAUAAAGCCACAAGAUGCAUUAUUGGUUGAAUUCUCUUGCACGUUUUUGGUACUCUUUGUGGGUCUCACAUGUGCAUUUGACAAAAGAAGGCACAAGGAUUUGGGCUUGGCAAAGAUUUGCAUGGUGGUGGCAGGCUCUCUGGCACUAGCAGUAUUUGUGUCUAUAACUGUAACAGGUCAUGCUGGAUAUACUGGUGUUGGGAUGAAUCCAGCAAGAUGCUUGGGCCCAGCACUGCUUUAUGGAGGCUCCUUAUGGAAUGGACAUUGGGUUUUUUGGGCUGGUCCGUUCUUGGCCUGCUUAGUGUAUUAUAGUAUCUCUACUAAUCUACCAAAACAGAGUUUCGAUUGGGUUGAUGGAGAAUAUGAUGUCUUAAGGUUGACUAUGGGUUCUCGCAGGACUGUCUCUGCUAGUGCAGUCUGACUGAAAUGAUAUUCUAAGUGGAGCAACAUAGGAUUUAAAGCUUAAAUAUGAAAGGAAAGAAGCAUGCUAACAAUUAAUAAGUGGUUGUUUGAGGAAAGGAGUAUUCCACUUUUUACAUCCCAUGAAGAUAUGGUAAUGUUUCGCUGUGUGUUUUGUUCGGGUAUGUUUUGUUGUGUGUUUUGUUUGGGGACUUUGGGCAGUAAAGACAUGUAGAUUUGUACUUUGUGUAGUAGCUAAAUAAAACAUGUUGUAUUAUGUAAAUCCAUAUUAAACUAAAGAAAAGAUUGAAAAGGUAAUGAGUAUGAAAUCCAGUACUUAGUUAA
Molecule: messenger RNA, 1271 nt
Organism: Vicia villosa (hairy vetch)
Lineage: Eukaryota; Viridiplantae; Streptophyta; Magnoliopsida; Fabales; Fabaceae
Product: aquaporin TIP4-2-like
Exons: 2
Coding region: 31-948 (305 amino acids)
Biological process (GO): transmembrane transport
Cellular component (GO): membrane
Molecular function (GO): channel activity
Source: RefSeq, a predicted model, not a curated record